UAAAAUCAUGUAGUGUGAACUAAGCAGUCUGUUCGGAGGGGAGCUCGCACACCGAGAUCUGUGAUUGGAGGAGAAAGGCAGGGUCCGAAAAUUACAAGCCAGGAAACGUGUCGGGUUUCAGGGGGGAGUGACAUUUCUUCAGGGGGUUGGAGAAAGAAAAAAUCUCCGUAUGCCUGACAAAGCGUCUGAGAGAAGAGAGUCAGUGUCCGCAGAGACUGCACUUCGCUGGAUUUCGGUUUUCUCGAGGAUGUUUGAUACAAUGUCGCAUCUCAUCUCGUGUUGGACGGACGCUACGUUUGCAAGAGCCGCUCGGUGAAAGAAAACAACUUGGUUUCGGACGCACCAAAGUUUCUGGGACGCACAUUUGUUUUCCUGAAGGAUUUACGCACACGUACGCACGGAUACUAUCAGUUGCCCGCUGUUGGCAUGCGAUCUUAUCUUUGGUGCACUGUGAUUUUUGCCCCGUUGGAUUUGCAAAUUGGGAAUAUUUUUGGUUGCAUGGGGGACAAGUCGCAUUCCUCUGUGCAUUCGGCCCAUGCAUGAGUCCCUGUGUGUUUGUGGAUCCUGAGCCUCGCGUAUUCUGCCCCAUUUCUCCCAGGUGAUCGGUGAGAAUUCUAGCGAGUGACUGACCGCACGGCCUGAAGUUCAUGGUUGGGUUGUGCCCCUCAGAUGGGAUCUGUGUCCAGGGGGAGGUCAAGGGGGGUCGGAUGGGGCUGCACGCUCACUGCUGACGGGAUGUCCGCCCGGGGCUCACUGCUGGGUGCGCUCCUGCUUUUGACCCUGGCAACAUUGUCUGUGGCACGACCGUCCUUAAAGAUCGCAGAGGAAGUGAAGGCAACGGCUGAAUCUGAAGAGCCUCCAACCAAAUACCAAAACUCUAAGCCCACCCUGUGCUCGCUGCACCCGGGCGAACUGCUGAAGCUCAGCUGCCCGCUGCCCGAGGCGGCCGCCAUCAUCUGGACCAAAGACGGCUCCUCGCUGGGGCCCGACAACCGCACGCUCAUAGGUCAGGAGUGGUUACAGAUCCGCGACGCCACCCCGAAGGACUCGGGCCUGUAUGAGUGCAGUGCCGUUGGCUCGCGGGCCGGCGACGUGCUUUGCUUCAUCGUAAACGUUACAGAUGCCAUCUCAUCUGGUGACGAUGAGGACGACACGGAGAGAUCGGACGAUGUGGGUGCCGACGGUGAACAGAUGCGGGCGCCUUAUUGGACCUCACCAGAAAAGAUGGAGAAGAAGCUGCACGCCGUUCCAGCGGCCAACACCGUGAAGUUUCGCUGCGCUGCUGCUGGCAACCCCAAACCUAAGAUGCAUUGGAUGAAAAAUGGGAGACCCUUCAGACAGGAGGAUCGCAUGGGUGGAUACAAGGUUCGACAACAGCACUGGACACUUAUCAUGGAAAGCGUCGUCCCAUCGGAUAAAGGAAACUACACCUGCCUGGUGGAGAACUCUUACGGCUCCAUCAAUCACACCUACACCCUGGAUGUAGUGGAACGCUCUCCUCACCGGCCCAUUCUUCAGGCCGGCCUACCGGCCAACACAACCGUGCAUCUCGGAGAGGACGCCAAGUUUGUCUGUAAGGUUUACAGUGAUGCCCAGCCCCACAUUCAGUGGCUUCAGCACAUUGAGAAGAACGGCAGCCGUUAUGGUCCUGAUGGCCUUCCGUACGUCCGGGUAUUAAAGACGGCAGGUGUGAACACUACGGACAAAGAGAUCGAGGUGCUCUACCUGCCUAACGUAACUUUCGAGGAUGCGGGCGAGUAUACGUGUUUGGCGGGUAACUCUAUUGGGAUCUCCUAUCACACUGCUUGGUUGACGGUGCUUCCAGCCCAGAUAGACCCCAUCGAGCCGGACUAUCCUCCUGAUUACGUGGAGAUCGCCAUCUACUGCAUAGGCGUCUUUCUCAUCGCCUGUAUGGUGGUGAUAGUGGUGGUUUGCCGAAUGAGGACGUCUGCAAAGAAGCCUGAUUUUGCGAGUCAACCUGCUGUUCAUAAACUAACCAAACAGAUCCCACUGCGCCGCCAGGUAACAGUUUCCUCAGACUCCAGCUCGUCCAUGAGCUCAAGCACGCCAUUGGUCAGGAUCACCACUCGCCGUAGCUCCGCCCAUGAUGACCCAAUCCCUGAGUACGACCUACCUGAGGAUCCACGAUGGGAAUUUUCUAGAGACAAGUUAACUCUAGGUAAACCGUUGGGUGAGGGCUGCUUUGGUCAGGUGGUGAUGGCUGAAGCUCUGGGCAUCGACAAGGACAAACCUAAAGAAGCUGUGACAGUAGCUGUCAAGAUGCUUAAAGAUGACGCAACAGAGAAAGAUCUUUCUGACCUGGUGUCAGAAAUGGAAAUGAUGAAGAUGAUUGGCCGGCACAAGAACAUCAUUAAUCUGUUGGGGGCGUGCACACAGGACGGGCCGUUGUAUGUAAUAGUGGAGUACGCAUCUAAGGGUAACCUCAGAGAGUAUUUGAGGGCCCGGCGGCCCCCGGGAAUGGAGUACUCUUAUGAUAUAGCCAGAGUAUCAGAUGAAGCUCUUACGUUCAAAGAUCUGAUCUCCUGUACCUACCAAGUAGCUCGAGGAAUGGAGUAUUUAGCCUCACAAAAGUGUAUACACAGAGAUCUGGCUGCCAGGAACGUGUUGGUCACGGAGAGCAACUUUAUGAAGAUUGCAGACUUUGGUCUGGCCAGAGAUGUCCACAACAUAGAUUACUAUAAAAAGACCACGAAUGGUCGUCUGCCUGUGAAGUGGAUGGCUCCAGAGGCGCUGUUCGAUCGAGUAUAUACACACCAGAGUGAUGUUUGGUCAUUCGGGGUUCUAAUGUGGGAGAUCUUUACGCUCGGUGGUUCUCCGUAUCCUGGUAUCCCAGUUGAGGAGCUUUUCAAGUUAUUAAAGGAAGGUCAUCGCAUGGACAAGCCUGCUAACUGCACCAACGAAUUGUACAUGAUGAUGAAGGACUGCUGGCAUGCAAUGUCAUCUCACAGACCCACAUUUAAACAGUUGGUGGAGGAUUUGGACCGCAUACUAACGUUGGCAACCAAUGAGGAGUAUCUGGACCUGUGUUCUCCAGUAGAGCAGUACUCUCCCAGCUAUCCCGACACGCGGAGCUCCUGCUCUUCCGGAGACGAUUCCGUCUUCUCCCAUGACCCUUUAGCAGAUGAACCCUGCCUACCCAAGUACCAGCACAUCAACGGAGGCAUAAAAACAUGAGCCGCCCCCCUCGGACUUCUCCAAACGCAUCACAUCCAAGCCACGCCCACAGUUCUCAAAAAGCGAAUGACUUUUACCCACAAUUCCCUGUACCCACCCAUAACCGCAUGAUGCCUCCUCAUAAACCUCGCACUGGACUUUCGAAGCAUGUCGAGGGAGGACUGCCGGCCAGCGGUGCUGCUUUCUAAAAACUGAUGUGUGUCAAGCGCUUUUUUAUGAAGGCACAUGCUUGCACACAAAAACACGUGACCAAGCUCUUAAGAAGAGGAUAGGAUUGAAGUUUAGUGACUGAACUGAGCUGCUUCCAGGGAUCCACCUCUUGUAUUCUCUUUUGUUUUAAAUGUUUUUUCUAGUUUUUGUCACCAUUCCGAUCUGUUGCUCGGCAUUCCAGGAGUUUGUGUUCGCGAGAAUGGAGCACACAAACCGAACUCUUAUGAGACUGAAAAUAAGUGUACGAUGUGUCGUAAAACUAACACAAGAGGAACUAGAAGAACAUAACAACACUGCCUCCGAUUUUUUUAUUUUUUUUAAACGUUGUUUUACACUCUGUUUUUGCCUUGAUAACACAGUUAUCAUACAAAAGCCCAUGCAGUUAUUCUUAUUGGUAAAAAAAUAAUAAUACAUGGUAUAUAAUGCUGGGUAUAUUUGUAAAUAUAUUCAAAUAUGUAAAAAUAUAUAUUAUAUAUUUACAUGAAUUAUUUUUUGUAUGGACUUCCGUAAAAUUCCUUCCUUUUCCCCCGGAGUCACGUGAAUGUAGACACGUAUGUUUCUAUUACAUUCCCAGACAGACGCGCACACACAUACACAGCAGGGCUCGAUAUUAAAAACUGUUGACAAGGCAUCAAUCUCCAUUUUAGCGGGGAGGCUAAAUACUAAAAGUUAAUUAUAUUCAAUUUGGAUUUUAUUAAGUUUUAGCAUGGCAUGCAUAUGACCUUAUAAUAGGCACAAAGUGUAAUGUCGAGUCCUGCCGCGUACACAUUUCUCAAUGCUAACACACAGUCGAUUAUUGGCUUUCAGGGACAGAUAUAGAAUUAAUUUAUUAUGUUAAAAAAUAAAUCGAAAGGACAAAAAGUAAUAAAGAGAUAAUAAUAAUAAUAAUAAUAAUGACAUAGAAACAAUAAUGAUUCAUAAUGUUUAUUUUGUAAUUUAAAGUGACAUUUCAGUGAGGCAACGGUACAAAGAGUUAUUUCCAGCCGGUAUUGAAACAUUCGAAAGAUCUGCAUUUCUUACGUUUUUAUAUAUACCGUAUACAAAUGUGAAUGGUAAGUUAAAAUGCAAAAAAUAACGUACAUUUUAUAGUCAGCUAAUCCCUUUUCUAUAGUAGACGAUGUUUUUAUCCGGCUAUUUUACUCACAGUGAAUGUUGCAUUUUAGUUUGACAAACACCAGACAUGUCAUUGCCAAACAAAAGGUCGCAGUAUAUUUUUAGGGUAUAUUUUUAUACCUCUUCAGUACAUUCAUUUAGAUGAAAUCAAGGAAAAGUAUUACGAAUUGUGUUCAUUUUCUUCCAAACAAAUGAGGUUGUGAACAAGUGUUCCUGACAGAUUUGUAAAAUUAAAGAGAAAAAAUGAGCUGUUUA
Molecule: messenger RNA, 4773 nt
Organism: Paramisgurnus dabryanus
Lineage: Eukaryota; Metazoa; Chordata; Actinopteri; Cypriniformes; Cobitidae
Source: RefSeq, a predicted model, not a curated record